Molecule: messenger RNA, 5946 nt
Organism: Nannospalax galili (Upper Galilee mountains blind mole rat)
Lineage: Eukaryota; Metazoa; Chordata; Mammalia; Rodentia; Spalacidae
Gene: Slc6a6
Product: solute carrier family 6 member 6
Exons: 15
Coding region: 306-2174 (622 amino acids)
Biological process (GO): neurotransmitter transport; sodium ion transmembrane transport; taurine transmembrane transport
Cellular component (GO): plasma membrane
Molecular function (GO): taurine:sodium symporter activity
Source: RefSeq, a predicted model, not a curated record
UUUCCACCCAGCAGGAUGGGUGAUGCGGAGAGCUGCCUGUUCAGACAACAGACACGCGAGGUCAGGAAGAAGCCGCUUAUAAAUUACCGCUUCCUCCGCGCCGCCGCCAGCACCGAGCUCCGGGCCCUGGCUGCAGCCGAGCUCCUCCAACCGGUGCCCAUCACCCAGAGUCGCGAGCCCCGGGGCACCCUCCGCCAGCCUGACCCCGAGCCCCGCGCAGCCGACUGGGCGCAGCGCCGCGUCCACUCAGGUGCAGAGACAAAGCCACAGCCUCACUGGAGGAGCCUCUGAAAUAAAACGAGGAAAUGGCCACCAAGGAAAAGCUACAGUGCUUGAAAGACUUCCACAAAGACAUCCUGAAGCCCUCACCAGGGAAGAGCCCAGGCACACGUCCUGAGGAUGAGGCAGAAGGGAAGCCCCCUCAGAGGGAGAAGUGGUCCAGCAAGAUUGACUUUGUGCUGUCCGUGGCCGGAGGCUUUGUGGGUUUGGGCAAUGUCUGGCGUUUCCCUUACCUCUGCUACAAAAAUGGUGGAGGUGCGUUUCUCAUACCGUAUUUUAUUUUCCUGUUUGGGAGUGGCCUGCCUGUGUUUUUCCUGGAGGUCAUCAUAGGCCAGUACACCUCGGAAGGGGGCAUCACCUGCUGGGAGAAGAUCUGCCCCUUGUUUUCCGGCAUUGGCUAUGCAUCCAUUGUCAUUGUGUCCCUCCUGAAUGUGUACUACAUCGUUAUUCUGGCCUGGGCCACAUACUACCUGUUCCAGUCCUUCCAGAAGGAGCUUCCCUGGGCCCACUGCAACCAUAGCUGGAAUACACCAUACUGCAUGGAAGACACACUGCGUAGGAACAAGAGUCUCUGGAUCUCUCUCAGCACCUCCAACUUCACCUCACCUGUCAUCGAGUUCUGGGAGCGCAACGUGCUCAGCCUGUCCCCUGGAAUCGACCACCCAGGUGCUCUGAAAUGGGACCUAGCACUCUGCCUCCUCCUUGUCUGGUUGGUCUGCUUCUUCUGCAUCUGGAAGGGCGUCCGAUCCACAGGCAAGGUUGUCUACUUCACCGCCACUUUCCCAUUUGCUAUGCUUCUGGUACUGCUGGUUCGUGGCCUGACGCUGCCAGGCGCUGGCGCGGGCAUCAAGUUCUACCUGUACCCUAAUAUCACCCGACUUGAGGACCCACAGGUGUGGAUCGACGCCGGGACCCAGAUUUUUUUCUCCUAUGCCAUCUGCCUGGGGGCCAUGACCUCACUGGGGAGCUACAAUAAGUACAAGUACAACUCGUACAGGGACUGUAUGCUGCUGGGAUGCCUGAACAGUGGUACCAGUUUUGUGUCUGGCUUCGCAAUUUUUUCCAUCCUGGGCUUCAUGGCACAAGAGCAAGGGGUGGACAUUGCUGAUGUGGCUGAGUCAGGUCCUGGCCUGGCCUUCAUUGCCUACCCCAAAGCUGUAACCAUGAUGCCACUCCCCACAUUUUGGUCCAUUCUGUUUUUUAUUAUGCUUCUCUUGCUUGGACUGGACAGCCAGUUUGUUGAAGUCGAAGGACAGAUCACAUCCUUGGUUGAUCUUUACCCGUCCUUCCUAAGGAAGGGUUAUCGUCGGGAAAUCUUCAUCGCCAUCGUGUGUAGCAUCAGCUACCUGCUGGGGCUGACGAUGGUGACAGAGGGUGGCAUGUAUGUGUUUCAACUCUUUGACUACUAUGCAGCUAGCGGUGUAUGCCUUUUGUGGGUUGCAUUCUUUGAAUGUUUUGUUAUUGCCUGGAUAUAUGGCGGUGAUAACUUCUAUGACGGUAUUGAGGACAUGAUUGGCUAUCGGCCUGGGCCCUGGAUGAAGUACAGCUGGGCUGUCAUCACUCCAGUUCUCUGUGUUGGCUGUUUCAUCUUCUCUCUUGUCAAGUAUGUACCCCUGACCUACAACAAAGUCUACGUGUACCCUGAUUGGGCCAUUGGACUGGGCUGGAGCCUGGCUCUGGCCUCCAUGGUGUGCAUCCCAUUGGUCAUCGUCAUCCGCCUCUGCCGGACGGAGGGACCGCUCCGUGUGAGAAUCAAGUACCUGCUGACCCCCAGGGAACCCAAUCGCUGGGCUGUGGAGCGUGAGGGAGCCACUCCCUUUAAUUCUCACUCGGCCCUCACUAUGAACGGUGUGCUCAUGAAACCUAGCCACGUGAUCGUGGAGACCAUGAUGUGAGGUCGGGGCCACGGGCUGGGGCGCCGCUUUCCUGCUGUUUACUAACGUUAGAUUCUCAUAGGACCAGGUUUACAGAGCUUUAUAUUUGCACUAGGAUUUUUUUUUGUCACAGAAAAUGUUACUCUGUGUGUGUGUGUGUGUGUGUGUGUGUGUGUGUGUGUGUGUAUCAUGUGUGUUUUGUUUUGAUUUGGGGAUAUUUUGUACAAAAAGAAAACCCACAGGCCAAUGUCCUGGGGAAAGAAUGAACUUUCAUAUUGAAUUCGAUGUAUUUUAUGGGAACUUGGUAAAUUUUUCUUUGUAUUUUUUUUUACAUAUAAUUAUAUAUACUUAGAGACUGCCAUAUACUAUUACCACUUGAAUCAAUCUUCUUGCCAGCAAUAGAUCUCAUUUUCAAAAGCAAUUCUUCGGUGCUUACGUAGCUGGCAGAAAGUUCUGCCCAAAAAAAGAAAGGAAGGAAGGAAGGAAGGAAGGAAGGAAGGAAGGAAGGAAGGAAGGAAAGAAGGAAAACAAAUGUUGGGUGGACUUUUCCUAUGAUGGCUGAUGCAUCUUAAAGGUAUAGUUCCUUCUGAACUGGUUCUUGUGGAAGAACAAAACCAAGGAGAAGGGGCCCCAAUAGCCUCUGAACAGACCUGAGGGGCAGGAGGGAGCAAGACUGUGGAGACCCCCUCACUCUUUGUCUCAACCAAUAAGAAAGAUGCCAAAAUGAUAACCCUGCCCUGAAGGAUCAACUCCAAGAGAAGCCGAAGCUAUCGCACCAGGGCCAAUAUCCCACCUUUUAUCUUGAGAUGGAGGGUGGAUAGUCAGUGGGACUGUUUGAACCACAGUGGGACUCAGAACAGUGAGAAGGCUGGUAAGAAUGGGACUCAGGUCUGGGAGCCUCCAGAGGCUUGAAAGAGGUAAUGGGGCAUUCAAUGGUAGAGACCUGAGGCCAACCAUAUAGCUGGGGCUUUGGAAUCAGUAUAACACACAGGAAGGCCUGUUGUAUUUAAGUGGUGGCAUAGCUGGUGGGCUCAGGGCAUUCCACAAGCAGAAUGCAUGUAGUGAUGAGGGCCAGGUAGGAGGCCAGUGGACCAAAGGAUACAGCAGUUCAAGAGUAUGGGUGUACUCAGCUGGCGAGCAUACCCCAGGAAGGGCACUUUUCUUUCUUGCCUCUUGACAAACUCUUGCUAAAGAUGCCACUCCAGAGCCACCCAGCACUCAGCAGGGAAUGCUGAGUGGCUCUUGAGGUUGGAUCUUGGAUUCAAGUUCAGGCACACAGCUAACUUGUUUCUAAGCCACUGCAGUAGCUAUGGACAGGCAUUCCUCCCUAGGGACAAAGAAAAGGCAAAAGAAAGCUUUGUAGAUAGAGGUUGUCACAGAGGCUGACAUCCCAGAGGUUAGGCUGGUUGGUACCUGAGAGUUGGCUGACCAAGGUUCAGUCAGGACUGUUCGCUGGACCAGGAGAGGGCACUACACCUUUACAGUGCACAGCACAGUCAUACCUCCACCCCAGCUUCUGCUGGGCCCAGCCGUGCCACCUGAACUGUCACUUCCAGGUUCAUAGUGGAAGCAAAACAUGAACAUUGUCACGCACAAAGACAGGGACUGCCUGCAGGGUUGUGCAGAGUGGAGUCUGGCUUUAGCUUUCCAGAGCUGGGGCGCUCAGAAUCCUGGAACCCCUCCCUCUCAGGUAUGGGGGUCGGGGAGUCUUUGGUUUCCCCUGAAGGGGCAAUUCUGAACCUCUUGUCUUUGACAAGUAUGCACAUUUUCCUGUCUCUGAAGCUCUGUACUCUGCCAAGUGGCCCUCUAGUCCUCUUCCAGCAAGUGGUUGUUGAUUCAGCCACCCCUGAUUCUAUGUGUUCCUAGUUUCCUGUGUAUUUAUGGUCACUUUCGUGUUGAUUUGAGUGUUGUUUGUUCCCCCCCAAUUUUACAAAGUUGCUGUGUGACCUGUUUUUCUUUUGUCUUAUGGAACUUUAGUAAAGUAACCACUGUGGGUGAUUGAACCCAGGUGACAUGUAUGGGAGAGGGGGCUUGGUCAGCUGCGGCAGCCUGAACUUGUGGUUAUGCCAAUCUAUGCUUCCCUCUCAGGCAAGCCUUCAGUAUUUUAGGUUGAUGGACACCAUUCUGGAACAGGGCCUGAGGAAGGCCUCCUCAUCAUUCCCAGAUCAAAUUCUACACCAAAGACACAAGCAGACCAAGUCCCCAGGUCCCGCCUAGAUGGAAGGUCAGCCGCUCCCCAAGCCCACUCCCCCACAGUGUUCCCACCUGUCUUCGAUCCCAGUCCCUUCCACCCAGUCCCUGGCCCUGACACAUUGUUGUGAUGCUUGUCUUUCCAUGUCUGCAUGUAAGUAACAUUUUUGAAGUAGAGCUCAUGACUCUGGUCCACCUGCCCCUUGGAGAGAGGGCCAAGCUGUCCACCCAUGCUUGCCUGGGACAGGCCAGAUUCUGACACCCACAUGUAGCCCUGCCUGCCACACCUGGUGAACAGCAUGGAAGGCCACUGAGGGCCCCCAUCCAAUGCACUAGCUGUAAACAGGGAAACUGAGGCCUAGGGCAGGGGAGACUCUGGUAUUACAAGCUGUGAGUGGAACCUGGCACUGCAAGUCAGCUGUAGCUACAGGUUCUCCAGGGUGUGGGCAGUGAGUAAGGAGGACCAGGAUGAUGCCCCUCUCCCCCAUCACCUUUCCUGAUAACCAAAGUUCAGACUGAUCAGGGUCCCCUACCCACUGCUCAGGGCACAGACAGCAGCAUGCCACUCUCUGCCCAUCCUCACUCCAGCCCACACUGCCCUCUCUUCCUCCCCAAACUCCCUGGGAGCUAGAAAUUGAGACCCCUACCUGCACCACAAGAAACAGGCCUGGGCUUCGGCAGGGUGUAAGGACAGGCCUGUGGCCUCCGUGCAGUCUUUAGGCCAUGCCAGAAGCAGCCUGAGAGGACUUCCCUCUUAGGAAGAUCAUGAGGAGUGCUUCCUCUGGGCCUCUGGCCCUAGUCCCCACCCCAGCUCCCUAACACAUCCUACAAGACUAUGGUGAAGCCAGGGGAGAGCAGCAUGUGUCCCCUCUGUCCAGCAGGGGGCACUCUGUAUCACGGAGCAGUGAUACAAAAAACGCCAUGGUCCACCGCAUUCCAGCCCUGGGUCUCCUGAUGGAGCAGUGCUCCUGCAGCCAGUCUACACAGUCCAAGGGCAGAAGCAGUGUCCGCUCUCCAAGACACAGACACAAGCCAGGAAGGCACCCAAGAAAAAGCCCCUCAUGGCCCCAACCAGCUCUGAGACCCUAUCCCUACGAAUGCUGUAAAUACCUCUGUGUGCACAGACCCCACCUCCCCAGUGAAGUCCAAACCACACACAAAACAAAGCCCAGAUACCCCAGGGUGGACAGGGGGCAUUGGAAGCCAAAAGCCACACUCCCACCUCCUCUCCUUCCAGCUGACCCCUCAGUAGUCUGGUUCCACAGGAAGCUGGUUUUCAAUGUUCUCUGGGGAGGGGGCAUCACCACAGGCAUGCUUUGGCCUGUUCCCCAAAGGACAGAGCAUCUUGUUAUGUAUUUGGCUUAAAAAUGAGAUGAUAGCUCCAUUUAAAAACAAAAAACAAAAAACAAUCUUUCCAAUUCCUAACUGUGACUGUAUUUAGCACAAGAGAAAAGCUGAGAACCUGGGGUUUGCCGCCUUCAGAAAGAUGUCUGGGUCAUCAGGACAUUUUUUAAAACUUUGAAAUAUUUUUAAGAUAUUUUAAACUUUUGUAAAAAACAAAAAACAAAACAAAAAAAAAAAAGGAAAGAAAACUUGAAACCAA